Molecule: messenger RNA, 1601 nt
Organism: Pseudophryne corroboree (corroboree frog)
Lineage: Eukaryota; Metazoa; Chordata; Amphibia; Anura; Myobatrachidae
Product: hydroxymethylglutaryl-CoA lyase, mitochondrial-like
Exons: 9
Coding region: 95-1090 (331 amino acids)
Biological process (GO): L-leucine catabolic process; ketone body biosynthetic process
Cellular component (GO): mitochondrion
Molecular function (GO): hydroxymethylglutaryl-CoA lyase activity
Source: RefSeq, a predicted model, not a curated record
UUGCUCCCGCCCCAUACCCAAUCACCGCGUAUUACCCACGCUUUGGCCCACUUGGACAGGAAACAGUGCGGAGUAUUGGCUGCUGUUGCACGCCAUGUUAGCGAUGGUUGCCAGGAUAACUGCCCCCCGGGGCCUUGCUGCAGGCUGGACCUCUGGGGCUGUGCUGCGGCAGGUCAGCGCCUUACCCAAUUAUGUAUUCCCUAAAGAAGUCAAGAUUGUUGAAGUUGGACCUAGGGAUGGACUGCAAAAUGAGAAGACAGUUGUUCCAACGGAAGUAAAAAUUCAACUCAUUAACAUGUUAUCGGAGUCUGGAUUACAAGCAAUAGAGGCCACCAGCUUUGUGUCCCCCAAAUGGGUUCCACAGAUGGCAGAUCAUAUCAGUGUCAUGCAAGGAAUAAAGCAGUUCCCCAACGUCAGCUAUCCUGUAUUGACUCCAAAUCUCACUGGAUUCCAGGCAGCAGUUGAAUGCGGCGCCAAAGAAGUGGCAAUAUUUGGUGCUGCUUCUGAGCUUUUUAGCAAGAAGAACAUUAACUGCAGCAUAGAGGAAAGUUUGCAGAGAUUUAAGGCAGUAACAGCAGCAGCUAAAGAAGUCAACAUUCCUGUGCGAGGAUAUGUGUCUUGUGUCCUUGGUUGUCCCUAUCAGGGAAAGGUAUCUCCAAGUAAAGUAGCUGAGGUGGCACACCAGAUGUUCUCCAUGGGUUGCUAUGAGAUCUCGCUGGGAGAUACUAUUGGCGUUGGCACACCAGGCAGUAUGCGAGACAUGUUGACAGCUGUGAUGGAUGUAAUUCCUGCCAAAGCCCUCGCUGUUCACUGUCAUGAUACAUAUGGGCAGGCGCUGGCAAAUAUACUUGUAGCCUUACAGAUGGGAGUACAGGUGGUGGAUUCUUCUAUUGCGGGCUUAGGUGGAUGUCCUUAUGCACAAGGAGCUUCCGGGAAUGUGGCUACAGAAGAUGUUGCUUACAUGCUGGAAGGCCUUGGCAUUCACACAGGUGUUGACCUAAAGAAACUAACGGAAGCUGGUGCCUUUAUCUGCAAAGCUCUCGGAAGGAGAAGUAACUCUAAAGUGGCCCAAGCAAUGUGCAAACUAUGAGAAGCAGAACACACAUAAAGUGCACACUGCCCAAAACAGAAUUCUCUGCACAUCAGAUCUGAGUGUAUAGUGGAUCAGCUGCCCUCUUGGAAGAAAGGACAGAUGUUUUCUUCAUACUAGAAAGACACUAUUAUGCUUAAUUAUAGGACAAGUGCCUGUCUUUUGUACAUGCUUGUGUACUAUCAAGAUCUUUUGAAUAACUUGACAGGAUAAUGCCUGUAUGAUGAUAAUUUAGACUUAAAUUGUUCCUGUAAAUAGGAAAUGCUCACCUUGGAAGUCCUAUGCCUCACAUGGAGUCACGUAUUCUUGGCCAGUGCUUUAUUUGCAAGUGCAUCUAACAUUCAGAAGUGUUUGCAAUAAGCAAGAUAAGGUUUUAUGUUUUAGUAGAUUAUUUAAAUACAGUCAAACUAAAUGUGUCUUGCACAGGUUAGUGUAUGCAAAAUCAUCAUUGUUUUGUCUUGUUUAUUAAGUAUGGCUACUACUUAUGGAAGUAAAUUUGAAGUGAACAGCU